AUGCGCAUGCGUGUGCUAGCCGCGAGGUUUGUGAUGGUGAAGAAGUGGAGUUUCUGUGCGUCUUUCGGCCCUCCGCUGGUUGCCUUGGGUGCCCUCUUCGUCUCUUUGCGGGGCUGUGGCGCUGCUCCUGCGCUCAGCCUCACCCGCACCAGAAUCUACGGCCCGGGAAUCCAUCCAAAGAGAUGUAGCCUGCCCAUAAACUACUUCUACAUUCAGGCCGUCGACACUGAUGGAAACAACUACAGGGAUGUGACAGAGGCCACAUUUGAGGUGUCCUACGAGACAGACGAUGCUGGAAGCAACAACCGAGUGAGGCGACGACAGGAGGUCCUCAAUCUUCGAGACGGUCUCAUCCUCCACCAGUUCAGGAUCUACCACGACUACCACUCCCUGGCCAUCUCAGUCACUCACAGAGGGAAACACGUCGCUGGGUCCCCGUACCACGUCAGUCCCGUUCUUCACGAGGACUGUGCCUGCCCCCUCCGCUCUCUCGAUGAGUGGACAAGGGACUUUGACUGUCCCGACACUGACCCACAGAUAUUGGAAGACUUGGAGCCAUUUCGCGAGGACGGGAUUAAUGUCACGAACCUCUACGAUAGGGGCGGAGAGCUAUUUCCCCGUCAUUCCUUCAUCCAUUACUCCAUUGUCGACGGCAAGGUCUAUGCCCAGAGUUUUGGCUCCAUCACUGGGUUCAAGUUCAUGUCCGACAUGUUUCUUCUCUCCAUGGCCAACAAGAUGCGACUCCCCGACAUGGAGCUGGUGGUAAACCUGGGGGACUGGCCUCUCGACAAGGCGGCCAGAAUGCCUCUGUUCCCCGUGUUCUCCUGGUGUGGGUCCCCCGACACGCGAGACAUCAUCUGGCCCACCUGGGACAUCAUGAAAUCCACUGUCAUGGGCCUCGAGAGAGUGUCCCUGACGACACUGUCAGUCCAGAAGACUCGGGGAGAGGCCUGGGAGACGAGAGAGCCGCGAGCCUUUUUCAGGGGCAGAGACAGCAAUCGAGAGAGGCUGGACCUCGUGAGACUCCACAGGAACGAGACGGAGCUGUUUGACGUGGCGCUCACCAACUGGUUCUUCUUCACCAAGGAGUACAGUGAGGAGGUGUACGGCCCAAAGGCCAAGCACGUCUCAUUUCACGACUUCUUCAAGGCAAGAGCGAUGCCGGCAAUGCCUACCAUUAUUCCCCACGACAACCUACUGCCAGAGCUCUCUACUGCUACAGAUAGCCAGACUCCUCAGCCACUACUCAGAGCUGAUAGUCGGGACAACCGGCUGUCCAUCCAGGGAUGGAGUCCGUCGUCCCUGAUACACCUCAGACUGCUCCACAACCUGCCAGAGUUGAGGUCCACCAGACGGCAUGCACAGGGGGACAGAGAUGAACUCUAGCAGGACACAAACCAAGUGAUAUAUACUCAUCUGUCAACAAAACUGCAUAUUUUUUCUCACUUAUCUGGUGACUGCAAAAAUCAUUUGUGGAAUAGGAAUAAAAAGCCAAGUAAACUGAAAGUUCGAUAUAAAAGUGAGGAGUUUCUUGGCUACUUGGUUCUGCUCCAACCGUAUUUCUGGACCAUUCUCUCAAAGGCAGACCUGCCUCACCCUCGUGUACUCGUUGUCUGGAUUUGACGCCAGCCUGCCCGUGGGUCAGACAUUAUCUCUGCACCUCACCUGACCAGGAUACCCUCAGUGUCAUGGUGGACAGCCAGCAGAGCGUGUGAGCAGCUCCAUACAGAUACUGCCUCCCACUGUCACAUGACUAGCAUGGCACAGGACCAAGUCAUGUGAUCUAGCAUGGCAACGGGGACUUAGUCAUGUGUCUAGCAUAGCAACAAACAUUUGGUGACUUACGUAUUUUACCAAUGCGACAUCUGACCUUGCAUGCUGCCACUUGCAAGACACAUUUUUUUUAUACCCACAUACAUAAGUGAGCUAGAAAUCUUUGAGACAGUAGUAAGUGUGCAGUUGUGACUUUCGUGGAAUGUGACUUACUUCGACAAUGGACAGAACCUGAUUAGCCGUCACAACCCAUCUGUAUAAUGAUUAUACCUGUAAGGAACUGGAAUCGCGGUUCGGACGAUCCUACAAAUGUGGACACAUGGGUCGUCAGUGAAACUUCAUCUCAGUUGUAGCACUGGACUGUGGCAGGUGUAUAGCAGGUAGCAAGGACGGGGUUAGCGAGUUAGGGGUUAAGAAUGACCUACUGAUAGGGUGGUGGGUUAGGGGUUAAAUGAAGACUACUGAUAUGGUGGGGGGUUAGGUAUUGAAGAUUACCCAUUCUGAAUGAAAAAAGCACUAAAGUGCAAACCCUCGGCGAACUGUGCAUGCGCGGUACGCUGGGCUGGCAUAGCAUGCGUUUAUCGUUGUAUCCCACUAGUGCUCUAAACACAGCAACGAUCAGAGAAACGUGAUGAAAUGAAUACACACCACCCAAGACACUUCAUCUUGAACGGCGUGAAAAAACAGGGGCGGGGGAGAUUUUGGAUUCUGCACUGCCCCCAAUUAUAGAUCACAAAUCUUAUGCAUCAACUGUUUACACAA
Molecule: messenger RNA, 2535 nt
Organism: Geodia barretti
Lineage: Eukaryota; Metazoa; Porifera; Demospongiae; Tetractinellida; Geodiidae
Source: the annotation of a GenBank genome assembly